GGAAGGCGCGCUGAGAGAAGCAGCGUCGCCUCCCCAGAUAGGGAACAGAAGGGCGAUGGCCGGCGGUCCUUGGCAAACAGACUGCGUGGAGCGGCCCCUGUCCCGCGCGCUGCGCGGCCUGGGCGGCUUAGUGGGCGCCCACCCGUGGCCCUUCCUGCUGCUUCCCGUGGCGCUCUCGGCCGCGCUGGGCUCCGGCUUCCACCUGCUGCCCAGCCGCGAGUCCAACGACAUCGAGGCGCAGUUCACGCCCGGCGGGGGGCUCGCCAAGAGCGAGCGGCGCCUGGUGCAGGAGCGCUUCCCGACGCGCGACGCCGAGCGCUUCUCGGCGCAGAGGCUGACCACCGAGGGCACCUUCGCCUCCUUCGUGGCGGUGGCCGCCGAGCCCAGCCACACGCUGCUCACCCGGGCGGCCUUCGCCGAGCUGCUGGCGCUCGACGCGGCCGUGCGGGGCUUCAGCGCCGGUGGGCGCGGCUAUGCCGAGGUCUGCGCGCUCCAGAACGGCUCCUGCAGCAGCCCCAACCCGCUGCUGAGCGCCGUCGGCGGCGACCCGGCGCGGAUCGAGGCGCUGCUGCCCGGCCUCACCUUCCCGCUCUGGCAAGGGCGCGUCCUCCUGGGCUUCUUUUUGGGAGGCGUCUCGGUGGGGCCAGGAGCGGCAGACAACCGGAGCCGCCCCCUCCAGGCCGCCGAAGCUCUGCGCCUCGUCUAUUACUUGCAAGAAGAUGCCCCUGCGCCGCGAGAGGCCAGCUUGCUGUGGCUGAAGUCCUUCCAGGAGCGCAUCCCCGACCUGCUGGACUCCUUGGGUCUCGCCUCGGUGCGGGUGUCAUAUUUUACUUCGCUAUCCAGGCAGGAGGAGUUUGAAAAAAAUUCCAAGACAGUGAUCCCUUUAUUUUCCAUCACAUAUACUUUAACAAUAUUCUUUUCGAUUAUGUCAUGUUCAAGGCUAGACUGCGUACGGACAAAAGUGUGGGCUGCAGCAUUCGGGGUGCUGUCAUCGGGUUUGGCCGUACUCAGCAGCUUUGGAUUAUUGCUGUAUUGUGGGGUACCUUUUGUCAUCACAGCUGCAAAUGCUCCAUUUCUCAUUCUUGGGGUCGGUGUUGAUGACAUGUUCAUCAUGGUGUCCCGCUGGCAACAGACUAAAGUCAAGGACACAGUUGUGGAUCGGAUGGCUAACACCUACGCAGAGGCGGCUGUGUCUGUUACCAUCACAACUCUUACCGAUGUUUUAGCCUUCUACAUUGGCAUUGCAACAGCCUUCCCAUCCAUUCAGUCAUUUUGCAUCUACACAGGAACAGCCUUUAUCUUCUGCUACAUAUACAACUUGACAUUCUUUGGGGCGGUUCUUGCUCUAAACGGUAGAAGAGAAGAAAGCAACAGACAUUGGCUCACAUUCAUGAAAGUGCCAAGAGAAGCUGAAGAGUCUCGUGGCUCUACAUACAACAUGUGCUGUGUGGGAGGGUCUUAUGAUGAGUUCACUGGGGCAGAGUUUGACCAUCCCAUGAAUGAAUUCUUUAGAAAUUAUUUUGGCCCAUUUCUUAUGCACCCCUGGACCAAGGUGUCUGUGGUAGUCCUGUAUCUUGGGUACCUAAGCAGCAGCAUUUAUGGGUGCACUCAGGUUAAGGAAGGAAUAGAUCUUCGAAAUCUAGCCAGUGAUCAUUCUUAUGUCAUUCAGUAUUACGACUGGACAGAUGAGUAUUUUAAAGAAUAUGGUCCAAGAGUUAUGGUGGUGGUUACUGAAAGCGUAGAAUAUUGGGAUUCAUCUGUACGUGCAGAUCUUGAGGGUUGCAUGGAGUUGCUAGAAAACUCAGUGUAUGUGGACAAGCAUUUAUCAGAGUCAUGGCUGAGAAUUUAUGAAGGAAUUGCUGCCAGGAUGUCUGUAAAUAUAGAUGACCACAACACUUUUAUUGGCAAUUUACCUGCCCUGUUUAGCAUAAAUCCAGAGUCCCAGUGGGAUGUUAAUUUUACCAACCUGGAAAUACCAGCUUCACGAUUUUUCAUACAGACUGUCAAUGUUAUUAGUGCAAUUGAUGAGAGAAAUCUUUUACAACAACUGAGAGGCUUUGCAGCAGACUGUAGGAUUUCACUAAUGGUUUAUCAUCCAGCUUUUAUAUAUUUUGAUCAGUACCUUGUGAUAGCUCAGAACACCAUUCAAAAUGUCCUAAUUGCUGCUGGAGCCAUGUUACUUAUUUCCUUGCUCCUCAUUCCCAACCCUUUGUGCUCAUUGUGGGUAACCUUUGCUAUUGCGUCUGUUAUCAUUGGUGUGACUGGCUUCAUGGCCUAUUGGAAUGUCAAUCUUGACUCCAUAUCUAUGAUCAACCUUGUUAUUUGCAUAGGGUUUACAGUAGACUUUUCCGCUCAUAUUUCUUACGCCUUCGUUAGCAGCGAACAGCAGAGCGUGAAUGACAAGGCAGUGGAUGCUCUGUACUGUCUUGGUUACCCCAUCGUCCAGGGAGCUGUUUCCACCAUUGUGGGAGUAGCGGUGCUCUCUGUGGCAGCCACGUACAUUUUCAGAACAUUUUUUAAGAUUAUGUUCUUGGUUAUUUUCUUUGGAGCUAUUCACGGUCUCAUUUUUAUUCCUGUGUUUUUAACCUUCUUUGGUGUGUGCCGUAGAUUGCCAGACCAAGAAGAUCCUGGGGUCCUGUAAAGACUUCCGUGUGCAUUAUGCUACUUCUUAACCAAAGGAAUAUGCUAUCCUACCUCCAGUCCUCUUGCCAUUGUGGCUUAGUUUGAUUGAAAUGUAGUUGUGCUCUUGAAUAUGGAAUUUUUGCUUAUCCAAGAAGCUUGCAAACUAAACGCAUUCCUGUUUCUUAAGGCCUAUUUUAUGCAUUUGUUCAACAGGAACUGUCUACAUAACAUGGUAUGUGGUAUAGAUUAUUCAAGUCAGAAUGCUUUCGGUGUUGUUGCUUGCCUUAAAACCUUUGAAGAAGCACUAUUGUAGUAAUAGAAGCAUUUUUAUUUCCUUCUGGAAGUCCCGCCCCCCAUUACAAAGCAGCCUGUAUUGAAUCUCAGCAAAUCCAUAAACCAGAUUUCCCCCCAUCCAUAGGGCCCAUUCAACAUUUCUCUGAAACUUCUAUCCAAUUUUUAGAUUGGCUGGCACAGCGAUGGAAUGAGACAUAAUAGCAGCAGCAACUUAAUGUAACCUUAGAAAGCUUGGGUUUAUGCUGGCAUGUCGGGGGUCUCAGUCCAGUAUUGCAGAGAGAUGCAUUCAUACAAAAGUUUAGAUUGGAAGUCAGAAAGAUGGACAUCUGGUCAGUCCUCCUGCAGAUUGUGUGGUCUACCUGGUUGUGAUAUAACUCUAUCAUGGUUCUUAUUUCUGACAUUCAUUAAUCAGCAGGUGUAGUAACAUACAUAGUCCCACUGAAUUCUGGGGGGAAAUUCAUAAAACGGUGUUGCAAGGUUCAUGGCUGUGUAAUGGAGGAAUUUUAGAACAUUUGUUAUAUUCAAACCUGCUUCUUAAAGGCCUGUCAUUGUGUGACAUUUCUCUUCCUGAAGGUGCCUUCAGAGUAACUCCAAUGGAGCUGUAAUACAUAUGUGUGAGAUUACAGUAAUGAAACCUCUUUGGGACCUGUAACCUCUGCAGUGGGAGCUGUUUCUCCUCGUUAGAGGCUUGUAGGGGCUCACUGGGAUACAAUAUCUUCUUCCAAAAGAAAAUAACCAAAGAUUCUGUGAGGCAAAUUCACAAAAUGCUGAUGACAACAAUCUUCCUCUCUCCCUUUCUGAUGGCUGAGCCAAGAGUCUUGGGGGAUGAAUUUGUAUAAAGCGCCCAAUUCAAAUCAAUGGCAAAGUACUAAAAGUGGAGUUUAUUUGUGAGGAUACCUGUUUUGUACACAUGAUUUAAGAUACCGUUUAUUUAAAAAAUUAGAAUUUAAUCGAGUUGAAAACCUCGUCGUCACCUCCUGAAAAGGAAGAGUUAAUUAUACUCCAGAGCUACUAAAAUAAAGGUUAACAGCUGUAUUCCUGAUAAACAAUGAAAAUAAUUUCAGGAAUACUAAAUUUAUAGCCAUCAUAAGAGAUAGAGGCACAUUAACCUACUAGUUUUUAAAUGGCUGUUUUGGUCAUGGUUUUAUUUAUUUUAAAUAAAUAUUUAGUUUAUAACUCAUUACAUAGUCUACAGAUAAGAUUUUGAAGUGGUUUUUUUAGUGUUUCUACUGUUUGACUUGAAAAUGCCUGUAAAUAUGGGAAGGGGUUGCCAGUUUUUGUUUAUUAAAACUAAGAAUAAUGUCUCACCCCAUUGUUUAUAAAAUCUUACAGGGCUGCAUUUUCUGGAAAACACGAAAAGCCAAUAUUAAAAUCUAGUAGUUGCUACCAUGACUUCUUUAAGUGCUUUUCUAUUCCCUUCCCCCUUUCUUUAAUUCAACUUCCCUUCUCCUUUCUUGCUAAUUUCUGAAUUUAAGCUUUCCAAACAUACCCAAGUUUUCCCAUUUUCCUUUUUGUCAUUUUGAAUAGUUCUGAGGCUUUGCUUCUCACUGACAACUGCUAAGUUAAAUGUGCAAAUAAAUAAAGAGGUAACCGUCUUGGCUUUAAA
This is a messenger RNA of Eublepharis macularius, 4522 nucleotides long. RefSeq names its product patched domain-containing protein 3-like. NCBI's taxonomy places the organism in Eukaryota, Metazoa, Chordata, Lepidosauria, Squamata, Eublepharidae. Gene Ontology annotation, cellular component: membrane. The record is from RefSeq and is a predicted model, not a curated record. Bases 56 to 2641 code for a protein of 861 amino acids. The transcript has 4 exons.